This is a messenger RNA of Gavialis gangeticus (Gharial), 5005 nucleotides long. RefSeq names its product putative ankyrin repeat domain-containing protein 31. The coding region runs from base 1 to 3435 and encodes 1144 amino acids. Gene Ontology annotation, molecular function: protein binding. The transcript is spliced from 10 exons. Lineage: Eukaryota; Metazoa; Chordata; Crocodylia; Gavialidae. The record is from RefSeq and is a predicted model, not a curated record.
AUGCUUGUUUUCAAAAACUCUGAGACAUUUCAGGCAGAAUCCUAUUUCUUUAUGGUAACUUUCUUCCAUUUGGGAGUAAAUUCAAAUGUUCCUGUUCAGCAUUCACAUGUUAAUUAUGGUGAAACAGCAAAGAAAUGCUAUGUAAAACCAAGUAGUAGACAGAAUUCGGUAUCCAAUGCAAAAGUUUCUAGGUUGCUGAAUGAGAAAAACUUUAAAGAUGCAAGACUCGUUCCAACAAAGAAACCAGUAACUGGUUCAACAUGGACUCCAUAUAUUGCAAAGAAUAAAAAUAGCCAGAAAUUCAGUGAUCACAAGACAAAUAUGUCUUUUCUAGAUGCAUCUAAAGGAAAACCUAGUACAAACCACAAAACCCAUGAUUCUAAGUCUGAGUGUAACACUAGGUUCACAGUUGCUAAUCUUUCUUCCAAAAGAAUAACUGCAUCCACUUUACAUCAGAGUAGCAGUCCAGAGAACGUUCGUGAAGUUUCAGAAAAAUCCAGCAUGCACCAACAGGCAGAAGUGCAACAACAUCCUGACAUUAGUGAUAGUAUCAAUGCUCACCCCCUUUCAGAAGAAAAGGAAACGGCUUAUAAAAACAGCACAUCUUCAGUAACAAUAAAGGAACAAAGAAUGAGUUUACAGUACACUGCAUUGUCAGUCACUGUAGAAGAAGUAUCUGCAGAGCAGUCUGAGACUGAAUUAACAGAACUUGAUUCUCACUCAGUAUUUUCUAUGUGCAAAGAAGAUGGUAUGCCUCUUGUGAAAGCAAAGGAAUGUUUCAUGAAUCAUGAUAAUGAAGACCAUUGUCUUAAGCAUACUAAAGAGGACAGCAUGAUUGAAAAGAGCAUGAUUGAAAAAAGUCUGGAUACAGCCAAAAGUAUACUCUCAGAACAAAUUAUUUAUUCUAACAACUGUAGCCAACAAAUUGAAUUUGAUACUGAUAGAGAAAGAAAUAAUGAGGAGGAACAAAGUUUAUAUCCCUCCUUGCCCUUAUCUGAACAUAGUUCUUUAGACAGGAACCAGUUACAAUCCGGAAACCUAACUCCUUUUUCUGCACAGAAAGCUGUAAACCUUCCUGAAUCAGACUGUGCUUUCCUUUCUGAGCAGUAUAGUGUGAAUGAGAAACAAAAGAUUUAUAAACAUCUUUCCCAAGAUAUAAAUAACUGUAUUGGGCAAACACUUCAAAGAAAUACAGAAACACUUUCAGUACAUGAAAGUUUAGAGCCCACUAAUGGAGGUAGUGUUUUUGAAAUGCCUGACAAUUAUAGCAACGGUAUGCCAAGUCAUUUUGCUCAUCAAAUAGAUGAGGAGAUGGGGAUGGUGUUAGGCUCAAAAAUUAAUGCAGAAAGAUGUUACAGGGAAAAAACGGGAGUUGUAAAUAAUUCAGAGAGUAACCCAUCUAUAGCUUUACAGCUAAAUGAGAAAGUAGUAAUGCAACUGAAAAGAAAAAGACAGGAUCUUCAGGAGAUCAAUCAAGAUACAGAUUUGUGUUCCACUAGCAGUAUGGACAAGAAUUCACUUCAUCCAUGUGAGCUAACUCAAGAAACACAGCAGGACAUUUCCCAGAAAUCAGAGUUUGAUGAUAUUACAACUGGUGAGUACCUAAGUAAGGCCAUAGACAAUCUGGUCACUGCUAAAGCCCUAGAAGAAGAUGUCAUUCUUUUGGAAGUGAUCAAGGGUUGGACAGCAAUUCAUGAAGCUUCCAAGAGAGGAUUUACUGAGGUGAUUUUAGAGUUACUAAAAGCUGGUGCUGAUGUUAAUAGCAAAGGCCCAGAUGGAAUUUUGCCAAUACAUGAUGCUGUUUCUGGCAACUAUUUCAAGCAUGAGUCCAUUAUUACUGUAUUACAAGAUAUAGAAGAGAAGCAGAAAAAACUGCUACUUUUUGAAUUAAGAACCCCCAAAGAUGCAGAAAUGUAUAUUCAGAGGCUGUCUCAGAUACAAGAUACAUUGAAUGGAAUGCUUGCAAAACAGAAAACAGAAAGAGACAUGCUUGCUAAAAAAUACAGGGCUUCAGUGGAGUCUUUUAAACAAGGAGCACUGAGGGAUCAACUUGUUCAACUCGCUUCUAGGCAAAAGAGUCUUUUGAUGGUUGCAAAAAAACAGAAGGAGCUAGGCCAGAAAAUACAAAACUGUAGGAAUACAAAGAAAGCGUAUUCAGGAGGUUCAAAGAAACAAAUACCAAACUCAGUUCCUUCAACUGAAAAUGAUGACGGAGAGUAUGUCACUCCUGAUAAAAGAGUGCAUCCUGAUGUAGUUACAGUUAGUAUGGGGCCUGAUGUCAGGUUGCUUAAUGGAAAUAGUUUGGAAGCACAUCUCUCUUUAGAAAGUAGAUUUUCAGCUCAGGAACGCAGCCAAUAUCAGAAUGGCUCCUUGCACGAGCCAGGAGCAAAUGAAAGGGCAAUUAGAAGCAAGGUGGUUUCUGCUCAGGCUUUGGCAUCUGAAAACAUGGUGAGAGAAUGGACCGUUGAUAAGAUGUCAAAAUCAAAGUCUGCAGAUGCUAUGGAAAUGGUAACAUUGCUUUCAGAACCUGUUUGCAUUACUCAAACAGAGUGCUCACAGCUGGAAAAAAUUGAUUACGCAGGAGUUGCAGUCCAAGGAAGCAAGUCUCCAAAUCCCAUUGCAGUAACCAGUAGAUUAAAUAUUUCAGAAGCCCAAAACAUUGUUGUCAAUAAUAAUAUCCAUCAGCCAACCACUGAUUGUCAACAGGUUCUGCCUGGUAAGAAGCUGCAAAACUACGCAAAUAGAAAUGAAGCUUCACAACAGCAACCAAGAGUGGUGUCAGAAUCCACAGAGAAUUCUUCUGUUGGUCUUCAGCAAAAUAAUAGGACCUCACCUAAUGCUAACUUGGAACCCACAAAUUUUGCACCAAAUAUAUUUUAUUCAAUAAACAUAAAUCAGAAUCCUUCUUCCCAGUUUUCUCAUCGUCAGGAGAAAGAGCAACAACUGAGCAACAGAAAGUGUAGAAAGAAGAAAAGUCAAUUGGUUGAUUUGCUUGAACUGGGAAAGAUCAAGCCAGGAGAAGAUGUUUUAGAGUUCAAAUUACAGGACUUCAGUCAUAAGGCCACUCUUUUGAGAGAUGGCAGAAUCCAGACCAGUGAAAACAGAAUUCAUGGAAAUCCUGUUCAGUGGGUAAAAGCACUACUAGGAAAUGAUAUUUCUGUGAGCUGGAAAUAUGCGUGGAAUAAGGUUGCAUACCUUGGGACAGAGCUGUCAAAACUUCUGGUUGAAGAAGCAUCUGUUCCUAACAAACCAGAAGUAACAUCACAAGUAAAAGAGCCUUCUGAAUCUCCUAUUCAGUUUGAUUUGGUAAAAAACUCUACAAAUUUUCUUCACUUCAGUGAGAUACUGUUAAUAAAUAAUGAAGAAUUUUUGCCAUGUCAUUUAAUGGAACAGUAUUGGAAGUUCUAUAUACAGUGUGAGGAUUUUGGAUUUUAAGAACCCUCCUGGAGUUCAACAGAUUUUUUUUUCAUCAUCAGAACUUUGAAUGUUUUAAAUUAGAUUGCCUUCAAAUCAAAUUUAUAUAAACUAACUUACCUGGUGGUAUGUAUGCAAAAGAUUUCUUGUGAAUACACAAGUGCUGAACACAUAUUUUGUAUAUUAAGAAAAUGUAGAGAUAGAGAAAAUACUUUUGUAAACUUAACACUCUCUAUGGGUUAUAAUCAACCCUUGUGUGAGUGCAACUCCUUUGACUUGAGUGGUUUUGUACUUGAUAUACUAAGGCUGAAGGUUACCCUGCACAUCGAACUAAAAAAAUUGUUCCUUACCUCAGAGCCAAUCUGCCUGAGUACAUGCUACCAAAUAAAGAUUUGUGUAGUCACAUAAGCAGUUACAUUAAACAGAAAUUAAGACAUUCAGCUUUUAAAAUAGCUAGCUGAUUGCUUUCAUUUACCUGAGAUAGACGUAUAUAAAUAUUUCAUAAGGUGUGUGUUUGAAAGUUAAAAGCAAAAUCUUAACCACCUGACAUCCUUAAAUGUGGAGAUUUCUCUGAUUACCAGAUAUAUUCAUUUGAUCAGUGAAAGCACAACUGGAUGGCAAAAGUGCAAUGAUGUCACUUGCUGGUAAAAUAACUUUUCUGUUUAAAUCUUAGAGCGGCUUCAAAUUUGCCUUAGCUUCCUGAGGCUUUGUGUUUGUUUUAAUUUCAAAAUUUGUGAGUCUGCCUCAGUAGCAUAAUUAUAGCAUGCUUGACUAUUAUGAGAGUGAUCUGCAUUAAGAUUGCAUUAUUGUUCUUUUGCUCUCUGGAUUACAAGAAAUAGAAGAGAAGCAGAAGUAACAUCUAAUUUGCUAUAGUCUAAGGACAGGGUAGGGUGACAGACUUGUGCCAAUACAUGACAGCCUCUUCCAUUUGUUCAGUGUGACUAAUUGUUCUACAGAGGACUCGAUUACUGCCAUAGUCAGAAGAAGGCUAUCGAGGCAUGAACUUGAUGAGUUCACUUGAUAAAUGUUAAUUCUGCACUCUGUCACACAGUAGCAAUCAUUGGUUAAUAUGUUUUGAAAGGGUGAAAAAAAGUUAAACUGUCAUGAAGCCAAAAAAUUAAAGCCUGUUGAGUGAGAGUUAGUUAAUAAAGGUCAGUUUUCACAGCCAGCUGCUGAAAAAGGAAAACUGAAAGUCAAAUCAGUUUAAAAGAAAUGUUUAUGCAAACAUAAUUGUUCAUGUCUUGUUUGGGAGAAAAUAUUAGUGUUCCAGUUUUAAAAAUGACUUUUGAGAUCUGCUACUGUAUUCCUUAUUUAUGGAUUUGUUUAGAGUUUUCUUUGUUAUAAGGUACUUAAUAGCAUGGUUAAUAUAUAAAAACAGUAAGGUCUCGACAUUGACACUUUGCAAUGUAAUUUUUCUACAAAGUAAUAUUCUCUAUUAUAGAAAAUACAGUAAUAGUAUCUACUAUAGAAAAUACAAAUGUUCUGUAGUAAUAUAAUUAAUUGAACAUGAGCAAAACGUAAUAGGUGGUAUCAAACUCAUUAGACCAUAAACUGAUUCUUUAGCAAAAAUAAUAAACUUGUUUCUUAUUGA